Molecule: messenger RNA, 5323 nt
Organism: Larimichthys crocea (large yellow croaker)
Lineage: Eukaryota; Metazoa; Chordata; Actinopteri; Sciaenidae
Gene: pnpla6
Product: patatin-like phospholipase domain containing 6
Exons: 36
Coding region: 177-4223 (1348 amino acids)
Biological process (GO): phosphatidylcholine metabolic process
Cellular component (GO): endoplasmic reticulum
Molecular function (GO): phosphatidylcholine lysophospholipase A1 activity
Source: RefSeq, a predicted model, not a curated record
CUGAUUGGCCAGCGUUCGGUGGGAAGCAAAAUCUGGUUGGGAGCGAGUGGAGGUGGGGGGGUUUGCUGAAAGCUGCUAUCCCCGUUGUAUGUUAUUUGACAGUCAGUGACGACUGACGGCAGUCCAUCAGCUCAGUGGCCGUUGAUGGACCUUCCCUAUGAAGAAACAGGGUUACAAUGGGACAGAGUACCUCGGAUCAAGAGGUCCAAGAAAACAACCCAGAGGACGGGUUUAACAACUUUAAGUCAUUUGUGGAGGAGGAACUACAGACACGCAUGAUGGUGGGGAUGGUGAUUGGUGCGGGCUUCUCCAUAGUCCUCAUCGCCAUCCUCAUCUUCUUCAUCUUGCGGAGGAUUAAGCUUCGAAACAUAGAAGCUCAAGAGGCGCCCAAGUACCGCUUUCGCAAGAGAGACAAAGUCAUGUUCUAUGGGCGAAAGAUCAUGCGCAAAGUCUCCCAGUCUACCUCUUCUCUGGUGGGAACAUCAUCCUCCUCUCGGCCACGUCUAAAGAAGAAGCAGAAGAUGCUCAACAUUGCCAAAAAGAUCCUGCGCUUUAAAAAGGAGGUGCCCACCCUGCAGGCCAAGGAGCCCCCUCCAUCAGUGCUAGAGGCUGACCUCACCGAGUUUGAUGUGGCCAACUCCCACCUCCCCUCUGAGGUGCUCUAUAUGCUCAAAAACGUCCGAGUGCUGGGUCACUUUGAGAAGCCCCUCUUCCUAGAGCUGUGCAAACACAUGGUGUUUGUGCAGUUCCAACAAGGGGAGUACGUCUUCAGGCCAGGCCAGCCUGACAGCAGCAUCUACGUGGUUCAGGAUGGAAAACUAGAAUUGUGCCUUACUGGAGCGGAUGGCAAAGAAAGUGUGGUGAAGGAGGUUUACCCAGGAGACAGUGUCCACAGCCUCCUCAGCAUCCUGGAUGUCAUCACAGGCCACCAGAAGCCUUACAGAACGGUGUCAGCACGGGCUGCAGAGGUUUCCACUGUUCUCCGUUUACCUGUAGAAGCCUUCCUCUCUAUAUUUGAGAAGUACCCUGAGAGUCUUGUGCGGGUAGUACAGAUUAUCAUGGUUCGUCUCCAGAGAGUAACAGUCCUCGCCCUGCACAACUAUCUGGGGCUCACAAAUGAGCUUUUCAGCCAUGAAAUGCAGCCAUCGCGUCUGCCACCACCGUCUCCCCAUCCGACCCGCACUAGUCCCAUCCGUCAUGGCAAGCGCUUCGGCAGCCUGACAGUGCCCGAGGAGCACCGGGAAGCUGCCAUUAAGGGUGAAGCUAUAGGAGGGGAACAAGGCAAAGAUGGAGCGACAGUGCCAACUCUUAGCAGGACCAUCUCUAUGCCUGUAGACAUCGCUGGUAUACAGAAAAGUCUGAGAUCAGACUUUGACAUGGCGUACGAAAGGGGACGGAUCUCAGUCUCUGCAGAGGAUGGAAACACUCCUCCUACUUUUACUCGGUCUGUGUCCCAGGACCAGCGGGAGAGGAGGGUGACAGUAGAUGAAGUUCCCUCAGGGAUUUAUCUGUAUCCAGAGGAAGAGUCAGGAGUGGACAAUAUUUUCACACCUGUAUCCAACCGAUCCAGUGCAGCUCUGUUUGAGGAAGCUCAAAAAGAGAUCCUCAAACUCAUGAAGAUUGAGGACCCAUCCUUGUUAAAUGGGAGAGUGACUCUGCACCAUGCAAAAGCUGGAGCUGUCUUAGCCAGACAGGGAGACCAGGAUGUGAGUCUGCACUUUGUCCUGUCUGGUUGUCUGCAUGUCUACCAACGGAUGAUUAACAAGCAAGAGGCCGUCUGCUUGUUUGUGACCCACCCUGGGGAGAUGGUGGGCCAGCUCGCUGUGCUCACUGGAGAGCCCCUCAUCUUCACCAUCAAGGCCAUCCGGGACUGUACUUACCUCAAGAUCUCAAAGUCGGAUUUCUACGAGAUCAUGAGGGAGCAGCCCAGCGUGGUUCUCAGUGCUGCACACACAGUGGCAAUCCGCAUGUCCCCUUUUGUCAGACAGAUGGACUUUGCUAUCGACUGGAUGGCUGUGGAGGCUGGCAGAGCCCUUUACAGACAGGAUGACCAAUCAGACUGCACCUACAUUGUUCUAAAUGGACGCCUGCGUUCAGUCAUCCGCAAGACAAAUGGCAAGAAAGAACUAGUUGGGGAAUAUGGCAGAGGAGACCUCAUUGGAGUGGUGGAGGCCUUAACCAGACAGCCAAGGGCCACCACCGUCCACGCUGUGAGAGACACAGAGCUGGUCAAACUGCCUGAGGGAACGCUCAACAACAUCAAAAGACGAUAUCCCCAGGUGGUGACGCGGUUGAUCCACUUGUUAGGACAGAAGAUUCUGGGGAACCUCCAGCAGGGUCGUGGGCCUUUCUCAGGUUCAGCCCUGAGUCUGCCCACCAUGACAACCAGUGCUGAUGUCACCAACCCCGCCAGCAACCUCUCCACUGUGGCUGUCCUGCCUGUAUGUGAUGAGGUGCCAAUCAACGCGUUCAACCUGGAGCUCAGCCAUGCCCUCAGUGCCAUCGGGCCCACUCUGCUAUUAACUAGUGAGAUAAUCAGAGAGCGACUGGGUGCGUCUGCUUUGGACAGUAUCCACGAGUAUCGUCUGUCUGGCUGGCUGGCCCAGCAGGAGGACAUCAAUCGAAUUGUCCUGUACCAAACUGACAACAGCAUGACCCCGUGGACUCAGCGCUGCAUCCGCCAGGCUGACUGCAUCCUCAUCGUUGGCCUGGGGGACCAGGAGCCCAGCCUGGGGGAGUUGGAGCAGAUGCUGGAGAACACAGCAGUUCGGGCUUUGAAGCAGCUGGUCCUCCUGCACAAAGAGGACGGGCCAGGCCCCUCCAGGACAGUCGAGUGGCUCAAUAUGCGCAGCUGGUGCUCCGGGCAUCUGCACCUCAAGUGUCCCCGCAGGGUCUUCUCCAGACGCAGCCCGAGCAAAUUAAGGGAGGUAUACGAGAAGGUGUUUGAGAAAACAGCAGACAGACACAGUGAUUUCUCUCGGCUGGCCCGAGUCUUGACUGGAAACAGCAUCGCCCUGGUGUUGGGAGGAGGUGGAGCCAGAGGCUGCUCUCAUGUUGGUGUGAUUAAAGCUAUGGAGGAAGCAGGGAUUCCUAUUGACAUAGUGGGUGGGACCUCAAUCGGCUCAUUUAUCGGUGCACUGUACGCUGAGGAGAGGAGUGCUGUCAGGACCAAACAGAGAGCCAGAGAGUGGUCCAAGGCAAUGAACUCAGUAUUUAAAACAGUCCUGGACCUGACCUAUCCCAUCACCUCUAUGUUCUCUGGUUCUGCCUUCAACACCAGCAUCUAUAAAGUUUUCCAGGACAGACAAGCUGAGGACCUGUGGCUGCCAUACUUCAACGUCACCACUGACAUCACAGCCUCAGCCAUGCGUGUUCACCAAGAUGGUUGUGUCUGGCGCUAUGUUAGAGCCAGCGCCUCCUACACUCCCUAUUUACCUCCCCUGUGCGACCCCAAGGAUGGCCACUUGCUUGUGGAUGGUUGCUAUGUUAACAAUGUCCCAGCGGACAUUGCAAGAAACAUGGGCGCCAGAACAGUCAUUGCCAUCGACGUGGGUAGCCAAGAUGAGACCGACCUCUGUAACUAUGGCGACUGCCUGUCUGGCUGGUGGUUGCUGUGGAAACGGAUAAAUCCCUGGGCAGAGAAAGUAAAGGUGCCAGACAUGGCAGAGAUCCAGUCUCGCUUGGCCUAUGUGUCAUGUGUGCGGCAGUUAGAGGUGGUGAAGAAGAGUGCCUAUUGUGAAUACAUCAGACCACCCAUCGACCGCUUCAAGACCAUGGACUUUGGCAAGUUUGACGAGAUCUAUGAUGUGGGCUUCCAGCAUGGCAAGUUGGUGUUUACAGGCUGGGCCCGAGGUGACAUUAUCGAGAACAUGCUGAAGGACCACCGUUCAGCCGAUUACAACGACAGCAAGAUAACUGAUUCCUGCACGUGUACAGGAGCUGACUUCACUGACCUUGCAGAGAUUGUAUCGAGGAUAGAGCCAGUCCAAAGCUACGUAGCUGCAGAAGCAGAGGAGUCAGACUGUCUGACAGAGUACGAGGAAGAUGGGAUGGACACUGUGAGAGAGGAGGAGGGGGAGGAAGAGGAAGAGGAAGCAGAGGACCCUGAGGACCACUCCCCUGGAGAGUGGGGCCAGAAUGGAGUCUUUCAGACUGAUGAGGAGAAAUCUGUGAGACAACGCAGGAAACUCACCAGUGACACCUCCGAAGUCUCUGACUGCUGACAGAGGGCCACAGAGGAGUAGAAGGAGUUUAAAUAAGAACAAGGGCCAAAUUAUGGUUCCAUAAACUGUCGAGACUAAAGACUUGGCCGCCACACUCAGCUCCUGCAACUUCUGAAACACUGAAAUACUGUUUUUGUUUUUUCCGGGUGAAAUCACCGUUCAUCCUCUACAGUAUGUUGUUGAACCUUCUUUGCAUCAAGUGGCUUCCUCCUUGCUCUCACACUGGCUACAUCGUCAAAAAUGAAUAUGUGUGGCCUAAAAUAAGAACGGUCUUUCAAGAUUCUACCCUGCCCAGCUGUUGUCUCGUCAUUUUCACACCAAACUGACCCGUUGCCAGAAUCCCUGCCUGCCAACUCCCAAACCUGCCAAAACCGGGGCUCACCCAGUAAGAUACACAAGAAAACAGGAAGACUUUAAACUUCAAAAUCAUUCUCCUGUUUUUUUUUUUUUUUUAGUUUCAAGUUGCCAGAAGGACCCUGCCUACAUGUCCCAUCUAUGUCUCUAAAAUCUUUGUGUAUGUCUCUAAUGUCUUAUGCAUCUUUAUUGUACUCCAUUAUUGAUGUUUUGACGUAUUUCAUGGCCCACUCAUUUCUUGCAUGCACUCGUUCGAAUGAGUGCGUAUGUGUUGCCUGUGUUAGGGUGACUGUUUGGAACCGACGUGCAAAGUUGUGAUUUGUGAAAUUGUAGCAGGACAUGGAGGAGAAAAGAAAGAAAUACAUACAAUAGAGCUGUAACUAUAGGUGUCAAGCCGGGAGUCACAUAGGGGAAGCCGUAGGAGGAAUACAUGUUCAUGUAGACACCAAAGUAGAUUUUAUGUUUUAAUGAAGACAGCUGGACCAGUGUUAAGAAGCAGAAUGAGAAUGGAUUAAAAUUAGGAGUCAUUUAAAGACAAAGACACAUUAAUUAUGUUGUAGAAAGUUUUGAAAAGUGCAUUUAAGAAAAUAAAAUUAAUAGAUCAAAGUGUGUAGACAAAAAAAAGAAAAAGAAAUGGACCAGUGAGUUAAGUGUUAUUUUAAUUUAAUUUAUUUAAAAUUCAUCCACAAUAGAGUGAGCUUGAUGCGCUGUAGGUAGACUAAACCAAGGAUGACGAAAAUGUGUAA